CUCCAGGAAUAUAAAGUGGCUGGUUCCUUUGGCUUGUGCAUUCAUUCAGCCAGGCAUCCAGAAAAGCAGCAGAGCCAUCGCUCUUCUCAGAACUUUUCAGCAGCCGGAAGACGAGAGAAGGGACGCUCAGGCUUUUGCUCGAGGGCAUCUCUCCACCUCCUCCUGUCCUUCCCGCAACCGUUCCCCGGGCUGCUCCUCGACGGGCGGCGAAAAGCGGGCGGCGAAGAUGAAAUUCCUGGCGGUUCUGGCCGUGCUCUUCCUCGUCUCGGCGCAAGCCUUUGCGGAAGAGCUGGGAGACAACGAGGAUCUCAGUUACUGGUCCGACUGGUCCGAGGGCGACCAAAACAAGGAGGAGCUGCCUUUACCCUUUGAACACUUUCUGCGGAGAAUUGCCAGGCGACCCAGACCUCAGCAGUUCUAUGGCUUAAUGGGCAAACGAGAUGCUGGAUAUGGCCCUCUCUCCCAUAAAAGACAUAAAACAGAUUCAUUUGUUGGACUCAUGGGCAAAAGAUCUUUAGAUUCUGGAUCUUCUGAAUGGAACACGGCACAGAUGUAUGACAGGAGACGUAAAUGAGACCUUCCAGACCAUUCUUUGUUGAAAUUGUUUAAGUGGCCAAGUUAGUGUAUUAUAAAAGAGCCAUUGUAAGGAAUUAUUUAUUUAAGUCUGAACAUUUUUUCUUAGUUGUAAAUUCAAUUUUAAAAAAUUAUGAUUUUUUUUCUGUUGUGGUAGCGAUACAUGCAGUAUGCAGGUAUGUGGUAGAUGAAUUCUACUAUGACAACUCCAUACGGAAUACAGAAAUCAGUGGUGUUUCAUAACAAAGCACAUUAUUUGAUAUGUUCUGUGAAAGAGAUAUUCUUUUUUAAACAUUUUAAACCAAAUGUUUAAAAAAAGUGGUAAAGAAAUAAAAAAAUCUUUUGUUAAUUUAUAGCAAUUGUAUCAGCUUCACUACCAACGCCAACUUGAUCUGGUGUCUAGUGCCUCAAUUUGUGUUCAUAGCAAAAAAAAUGUACUGUAAUUUCUGUAGCUAAAAUAUAUUUGUAUCAUUGCAGCAUGUUUUUUUUCCGUUUCAUGCCUACGUAUAUAUUUUAGAAAAGAGAGAUUUAAAUGUG
This is a messenger RNA of Rhineura floridana, 1110 nucleotides long. RefSeq names its product tachykinin precursor 1 (gene TAC1). The coding region runs from base 227 to 574 and encodes 115 amino acids. The transcript is spliced from 6 exons. NCBI's taxonomy places the organism in Eukaryota, Metazoa, Chordata, Lepidosauria, Squamata, Rhineuridae. The record is from RefSeq and is a predicted model, not a curated record. Gene Ontology annotation, biological process: tachykinin receptor signaling pathway.